CUGAAGUUCUCUUUUGCACUCCCGUGUCUUGUGGGUCGGUUGAAGGGCUUCAGAACAGGAAAAAGAGACCCCCACCUGUCUCUCAACAAUGGCAGCAAUGCUCCUCCGUACCUUUGCAAACAAGAAGGCCGCCCUCCAGCUGGGUCGCAUGUGUUACUCCUCCUCCUCAGUGCCCACCACCAAGCUGUUCAUUGACGGCAAGUUCGUCGAGUCCAACACUUCUGAAUGGCUUGACAUUCACAACCCUGCCACUAAUGAGGUGGUGGGACGCGUUCCCAAAGCCACCCAGGAAGAGAUGCUGGCAGCUGUCAACUCCUGCUCCAGAGCCUUCCACUCCUGGUCCGAGACCUCCAUCCUCAGCAGGCAGCAGAUCUUCCUGCGCUACCAGCAGCUCAUCAAGGAUAACAUUAAAGAACUGGCUAAGAUGAUCACACUGGAGCAGGGCAAAACCCUCGCUGAUGCAGAGGGAGAUGUAUUUAGAGGACUGCAGGUGGUCGAGCAUGCCUGCAGUAUUACAUCGCUCAUGCUGGGGGAAACAUUACCCUCCAUCACCAAGGACAUGGACACUUACACCUACCGGCUGCCCAUUGGUGUGUGUGCCGGCAUCGCCCCUUUUAACUUCCCCGCCAUGAUUCCUCUGUGGAUGUAUCCCAUCGGCAUGGUAUGCGGCAACACCUACCUGAUGAAGCCUUCAGAACGGGUCCCUGGAUGCACCAUGCUCUUGGCCAAAAUGCUCCAGGAUUCCGGGGCACCAGAUGGUACACUCAACAUCAUCCACGGCCAGCAUGCAGCCGUGAACUUCAUCUGCGACCAUCCUGCCAUCAAAGCCAUCAGCUUCGUUGGAUCCAACCAGGCUGGAGAGUACAUCUACGAGCGUGGCUCCAAGAACGGCAAGAGAGUGCAGUCCAACAUGGGUGCCAAAAACCAUGGUGUGGUGAUGCCUGAUGCCAACAAAGAGAACACCCUCAACCAGCUGGUGGGUGCUGCGUUUGGAGCAGCUGGCCAGCGCUGCAUGGCUCUUUCCACUGCUAUUUUUGUUGGGGAGUCUCGUGAAUGGCUCCCAGAGCUGGUGGAGCGCUCCAGAUCACUGCGUGUAAACGCAGGUGAUCAGCCCGGGGCUGAUGUGGGUCCCCUGAUCUCUCCGGAGGCCAAGACCAGGGUGGAGUCUUUGAUCCAGAGUGGAGUGGAAGAGGGUGCCAAACUGCUGCUGGAUGGAAGAAAAGUUAACGUCAAAGGAUAUGAAAACGGAAACUUUGUAGGACCCACCAUUCUGGGAAACGUUACGUCAAACAUGACAUGUUACAGGGAGGAGAUCUUCGGACCGGUGCUUGUCGUCCUGGAGGCUGACACUCUUGAUGAUGCAAUUUCUUUGAUCAACAACAACCCCUACGGCAACGGCACGGCCAUCUUCACCACCAAUGGAGCCACAGCACGCAAAUACACACAUGAAGUGGAUGUUGGCCAGAUUGGCGUGAACGUGCCCAUCCCAGUUCCUCUUCCCAUGUUUUCCUUCACUGGCUCCAGAGGCUCAUUCAGAGGAGACACCAACUUCUACGGCAAACAGGGCAUCCAGUUCUACACUCAGAUCAAGACGGUGACGUCACAAUGGAAAGCUGAGGAUGCUACCGUGACAAGCCCAGCUGUUACCAUGCCAACUAUGGGACGCUAAGCUAAAAUUACACUGCAUAACCUUCAGUGAAUUCUCAUAUGCCUUAAGAAGAGUCAUAAAGAUGGGAUGGAGAAAAAGGUUACAUGCUCUUUUUUACUGUUAAGAAAUGGGGAUUAUUAGUCAGUGAUUGUUUAAACUUCGAACCUCCUGCACAAUGUCAUUGCACAAACUCAAAUUUUACACCUCCUACGGAGAAGGUGAAGCUGACCUGCACUGAUGCCAUGAACGGUGCUGUCACUCUUCACAGGUGUGUUGUGUUUUAUACCUGUUUUCUCCCUCUCAUUUUCCUGAGCUAACUGACCGGAGAGAGUUAAAUCAUGAUCCGUUGUGCGCUCUGCUAUCACAUCUCUGACAAGCCUAGAGGAGAAAUCAAAAAAGAUCAGGGAUGCUGCUUCUGAAAAGUCACAGCAAAUGUCUUCCACUUGUGUUCUCUGUGGUUUUUGUAACUUCUUCUGGUUAUCAGACCAUUGUAUAGAUAUUUGAGAAGUGGAUAUAAAUGGAUCAAAUGAUACAUUAGAACAUAGACACACCCAUUCUCUGCCACUCCAUUAAAACUGAAAAUGUGAUUGCAGCUCUUGUACUCUCACUGUGUGUCCUGUACUGUGAUGUGUUGAUGUGUCUUCUGUUUAGGAAAGAGGUUUAGUUUUGUACUAUAUUCAGAGUGAGCCUUUUUUUCUUCUCCUGGUCGUGAAUGGUAUAGAAAAUAAAUUGCAGUGUUUUACAUGUUAUGAACUUCUAUGAGAUCUGGUGAUGUUUAUAGGUCAGUGAUGACGAAUGAUGACAUUUUCAUCCAAAGUGCUCAAGCUACUUCAAAUUUUGGGUGCACAUGAAGAGAAAACAAGAGUAUUUUACUCUGUAGUUCAUUGUUUCAAUAAAGACACUGUGGUUUGACUCAACUGAAUCUGA
Molecule: messenger RNA, 2575 nt
Organism: Scomber japonicus (chub mackerel)
Lineage: Eukaryota; Metazoa; Chordata; Actinopteri; Scombriformes; Scombridae
Product: methylmalonate-semialdehyde dehydrogenase [acylating], mitochondrial-like
Exons: 12
Coding region: 89-1669 (526 amino acids)
Biological process (GO): L-valine catabolic process; thymine catabolic process
Cellular component (GO): mitochondrion
Molecular function (GO): methylmalonate-semialdehyde dehydrogenase (acylating, NAD+) activity; malonate-semialdehyde dehydrogenase (acetylating, [NAD(P)+]) activity
Source: RefSeq, a predicted model, not a curated record